AUGGUGGAAUUCAUGUUAGAGGAUGAUGAGGCGUACCAGUUAGAGGAUGAUGAGGGGUACCAGUUAGAGGAUGAUGUGGGGUACCAGUUAGAGGAUGAUGAGGGGUACCAGUUAGAGGAUGAUGAUGGGUACCAGUUAGAGGAUGAUGAGUUAGAGGAUGAUGAGGGGUACCAGUCAGAGGUUGAUGAGGGGUACCAGUUAGAGGAUGAUGAUGGGUACCAGUUAGAGGAUGAUGAGGUGUACCAGUUAGAGGAUGAUGAGGGGUACCAGUUAGGGGAUGAUGAGGGGUACCAGUUAGAGGAUGAUGAGGGGUACCAGUUAGAGGAUGAUUUAGAGGAUGAUGAGGGGUACCAGUUAGAGGAUGAUGUGGGGUACCAGUUAGAGGAUGAUGAGGGGUACCAGUUAGAGGAUGAUGAGGCGUACCAGUUAGAGGAUGAUGAGGUGUACCAGUUAGGGGAUGAUGAGGGGUACCAGUUAGAGGAUGAUGAGGGGUACCAGUUAGAGGAUGAUUUAGAGGAUGAUGAGGGGUACCAGUUAGAGGAUGAUGAGGGGUACCAGUUAGAGGAUGAUGAGGGGUACCAGUUAGAGGAUGAUGAGGCGUACCAGUUAGAGGAUGAUGAGGGGUACCAGUUAGAGGAUGAUGAGGGGUACCAGUUAGAGGAUGAUUAG
Messenger RNA from Pecten maximus, 669 nucleotides. RefSeq names its product protein PFC0760c-like. Lineage: Eukaryota; Metazoa; Mollusca; Bivalvia; Pectinida; Pectinidae. The record is from RefSeq and is a predicted model, not a curated record. Bases 1 to 669 code for a protein of 222 amino acids. The transcript is spliced from 5 exons.